AUGGCACAACAACUCGGGGAGGAGACGAUGGAGGCGUACCAGGAUGUGUUGAACAAGUUGGCGAAUGUUGGGCUCAGAUACGAGUCUCGACCAAGUACUAGUGUGAUUCAAGGAAGUAGCAAGGAGGCGACGGUGUUGAUCUUUGUGCUUUGUCCGUGGGCGGUUCUUAAGCGCGAGGCAAUCAGGAAUGGGAUCCACGACUGGUUGACAGGAGUCAAAGUGGCAGAUACGGCCGAGGCCGAGGAGAUGCUGAAGCCAGCCAAGGAUCGGGAUCAAUCGCUGGACGACCUGACAGAAGCAGACAGGAUCCGAUUGAUCCAUGACCUCAUUACAGGACAACCCAGUGAAGGUGGAGCGGGCAUUUAUCCGACCGACAAUGAGUAUGUUGAGAGUAUCCUGCCUCUUCACGACGAUGAGUUCAACAAGACGUGGCUACGGACAUGGUCAUUGAAGUGGCUGGUCAACCAGGCGGACUUUACUCAGAUCCGAGACCACUUUGGUGAAAAGGUCACCUUCUAUUUCCAGUACCUCGAAAACUACUUUGUCUGGCUCAUCUUCCCCACCGCCCUCGGCAUCAUCAUCCAGUUCUUUGGACGGCCCUUCUCGAUUUUUUACAGCGCCUGUGUCCUUGUCUGGGCAGUCUUUUACAUCGAAUGCUGGAAGAGGCGCGAAAAGGAACUGGCUCUUGUCUGGGGCGUCCGCAAUGUCACCAAAUCUGAGAACAGACGGCCGGCGUUCAAGGGCGAUUCGAUUGUGACGGACCCUGUGACGGGAGAACAAAAGGCGUUCUUUUCGCCAUGGAAGAGGUGGGCGAGGAAGGUUGCUGGGUUGCCGGUCAUCUUCGCGGGCGCUUUGGCGCUCUCUGUCCUGGUCACUUUUAUGUUUGGUGUAGAGGUCUUUUUGGAAGUCUACUAUGGUGGAUACAUGAAAGAUGUCUUGGUAUACGUACCAACAGUCUUGUUUACUCUGGCUAUGCCCUACGUCGAGGAUCUAUGCAACGACAUUGCCAAAAACCUGACAGAUUUUGAAAACUACGAGACGGACGGGACAUAUGACUACCACCUGGUCCAAAAGGUCUUCAUCUUCAAAGUCCUCAACAGCUACCUUUCCGUCCUCCUCACAGCCUACGUCUACAUCCCCUUUGGCCCCCGCCUCAUUUCGGUUCUUCAGAGUUACGGACUCCCUUUUGCGACGGUCGCGAUUGAACCCAGUAUGCUCAAGGAUCGUUUGAGGGCGUUCAUGGUCUCGAAUCAGGUUAUUUCUUUUUUUACCGAGACGAUUUAUCCAUGGAUGUCACGGAAGCUGAUGAAGGGUGCUGCCAAGGUCCAGAGGGAAGUCUCUGAGGUGUUACACCAUCAUGAGCAAGAUGGAGAGGAUGAGGCGACUGUGGAUGAUUUUGGGAGUCAGGAAUCGGAGGAGGUCAGAAAGUUUCUGAAGACUGUUCAAAACCAGGUUGAUCUGCCUGUUUAUGAUGUCAAUGAAGACUAUGCCGAAAUGGUCGAGCAGUUUGGAUUUGUAUCCUUGUUUAGCGUGAUCUGGCCACUGACGGGUCUGUGUGCGUUUAUCAAUAACUGGGUCGAGUUGCGUUCAGACGCAGCCAAGAUCUGUUUCCAUACCCGACGACCCAUCCCCUCAAGAACAGAUAGCAUCGGACCCUGGAUCGACCAUCUCCAACACCUGACCUGGUUCUCGUCUCUCACCAAUGCGUCAAUGCUCUACCUCUUCCGAGGCGCGGCCGAUCACAAGGAUAUCACAGGAGCUGAUGUCAGCUCGCGGUUGAGUCUUGGGAUGAUGUUGCUCUGUGUUGUGGCAUCUGAGCAUGUCUACCUGGGUUUGAGGUGGACUGUAAGGACUAUUCUGGAGAGUAUCCCUACGGAGGCUGAUUUGUCGAGUUAUCGGAAGGAGUAUGGGAUUAGGGCGUCUUGGUUGACGCGGUUGAAUAGCGCUAUUGGGCGGACUACCUUGGAGGAUUUGACAGAGAGUGCAGGCGGCGGGAACUAUUCAGGGUCUGAUUCUGGGGUUGAAACGGGUUCGUUGAGGGGGUCUGUGAGCGGUCGGUUCCCGGAGAGAGAGUACCAGGCCAUGCGGUCGUCGUCGUCUUCGUCGUUGCUUGGUGGUGGUGCUGAGUCUGGAGGAGAUCUAGGUGCUCAAGCCAUCCAGUCCUGCUUCAAGACCCACUGA
Linnemannia hyalina is the source of this 2181-nucleotide messenger RNA. Lineage: Eukaryota; Fungi; Mortierellomycota; Mortierellomycetes; Mortierellales; Mortierellaceae. The record is from the annotation of a GenBank genome assembly.